Molecule: messenger RNA, 1188 nt
Organism: Didymodactylos carnosus
Lineage: Eukaryota; Metazoa; Rotifera; Eurotatoria; Philodinida; Philodinidae
Source: the annotation of a GenBank genome assembly
AUGUUAGCAUUACCAAAAAAUAAAACUGGAUUGUUUGCUGGUGAUACAUUGCAAGAGGCAAAAUUAGCUCGUAAUAAUCAUGUGACUAUUCCUCCAUUGACGCCUCAAUAUCGACAAAACUCAUUUCAUUUGUUGUUAGCAUCAGCUGAACAAAAUCAUCAUCACAAUACUACUAAAGAACAACAACAUUUAUUGUACAUCGAACAAAGCAAAAACUAUCAGUCGGCUAUAUCUUCAAAAGACAUUCAACGUAAUGGAUUUCGUCCAUCAAACGUUAAACACGGUGCAUCAGAUAUUAAUCGGAUUCGAUCACUCGGUGAUACAUCGUUAAGUGCGUCGAGAGUAAAGAGUGCCGCAGUACUACCAAUGGCUCCUAGUACGAAUAUCUCAAAUAAUCGAUCAACAUUUAUAAAUUCUCGAGCAUCAGCCAAACUCAAGUCAGAAAUAGGCGAAAUGAGUGAAAGAUUAAGAAAAACCAACGAACGUCUAAAUUCAAAUGAAGAUGUUCAAAUGUUCAUUGCUAAACAACUGCGAGACGAUCGAUUAGUUCUCAACGGACCAUCACAUGUUUCACCAAGUGUUAUGUCUUCAUCGCCAUCAUGUCGAAUAUCCUCAGCAUCAGUAAUAUCUCCUUCACUACAACAAGAACGUUAUUCAUCAGCAAUCACAACUCUCACCGGUAAUACAAUUACAGAGUCACAUACUACACCAGCAACAGUAAUACCUGUUCUUCAUCCAAGUCAUUCUUAUCAAGUGCCACAACAGUCCAAUGUGGGCAGCGAAAGUGUACUCUUAAGAAAAACUCCAACACCACGAAAUAAACCAUCCAUCUCUUGUCCUUAUUACGUUAUGUAUUUUACACAAAUGUACCUUAAAAAACAGCAAAAAGAUGCGAUAGUAUUCCCGAAAAAUAAUACAAAUUCUAGUAACAGUUUGUAUUAUCCAUCAAGACGAGGCGGACGCAUUAGUCCUUUAAGUAUGAUGACCUAUAAUUCAGCAUUCGAUGAUCGCCAUUGGUUAGAUCAUAAGCGUCAAAUUAAUAAUAAAAAUAAAAGAAAUAACGGCAAAGAGAACGAACAGCAGUCAUCAAUGAAAUUAUCAAACAGAAUUACAAUGUUUGAAAACGAAACAGUUCAUCAGCUACAAGAUCUUUUACGUACAUCUUCUUGGAAUCAUGUGCAAGUCUAG